Molecule: messenger RNA, 6794 nt
Organism: Oncorhynchus gorbuscha (pink salmon)
Lineage: Eukaryota; Metazoa; Chordata; Actinopteri; Salmoniformes; Salmonidae
Product: autophagy-related protein 9A-like
Exons: 15
Coding region: 657-3101 (814 amino acids)
Biological process (GO): autophagy of mitochondrion; protein localization to phagophore assembly site
Cellular component (GO): phagophore assembly site; autophagosome
Source: RefSeq, a predicted model, not a curated record
AAAGUAAGUGAAACAUAUUUAGACGUUUUCACGGAAAUCUAACAAAAUUCAAAGAAUCUGAGCGCUUAACUCAGAAGGGUACAAGGAACAACAUGUAGGCUGCCAUGUUGACACUAUCCCAGAAUGCAUCUCAUUGGCACAGUAAAUGGGUUCAUGUUUAAUGCCAAUAACAAAACACGUAUUUUGAUCGCUAAAAACAAUGUUAAAAGGCUACAACAUGAAUCUUUAUUCAUUAUCAUUGGAUUAUCUCUGUCAUUGGGAAAAAGAAGAGAAAAAAAGACACUCGUCUCGCGGAAGUGACGAUCGUUAAAAUUAAGUGACGUCAAAUUGUGUUUUGUUGACAUAUGUUUGUGAAAGACAAAACAGUGGAAGCCCACGAAUGAUCUCUAGAUAUUUAGCUGGCCAGCUACUGUUAGUUAGGUUAUUAGCAACCAUUAAUAUCUAUUAGUUAAAUAUAUAAUAUUGGUUAUUCCAAUAGCUCGACACAUAACGUUGAAGUCCAGGCCAUUUGAAUUUAGAAUUCUGCGAAUGGACCGUGAAGGGAACAAUAACGUUAAUAGCAGUACAUCAAGGCAAGGAUAAACGAGUAACGUUAACUGACUGGCAAGCAAGAAAAUAAGCUGAUCGAGGAGGAACAGUGGAGAAUGUGAAGGACCAUGGCGAACUUUGAAGCUUACCAGGAGUACCAGCGGAUUGAUGACUUUGAGGAGGACUCACCUCCCGGGGAGGAGGACCUAUUAGUGCAUGUUCCAGAGGGCCUGAGUGACUCAUGGCACCAUAUCAAGAAUCUGGACAACUUCUUUACAAGAAUCUAUCAGUUUCAUCAGAAAAAUGGCUUUGCUUGUAUGAUGUUAUCAGAGUUCUUUGAACUUUUUCAGUUCCUGUUUGUGGUCACUUUCACAACAUUCCUCUUCAACUGUGUGGAGUAUGAUAUACUGUUUGCCAACCGGGCAGUGAACCACACAGGACCUGGCCAGAACCCCCUGGACAGGAACAAGGUCUCUCUGCCUGAUGCCAUCCUACCAAGCCAGCAGUGCACUGAGAGUAUCCAGGAGAACAGUUGGAUCAUCUUCCUGCUCAUCAUGGCGACCAUCUUCUGGGUCUACCGGAUGAUCAAGGUCUUCUGCAACAUCCUCAGCUACUGGGAGAUACGCCAGUUCUACAUCAAAGCACUGAAGAUCAGCAUGGACGAGCUGUGUAACUUCACAUGGCAGGAGGUCCAGGACCGUCUGAUCAGCCUGCAGCGGGAGCAGCAGAUGUGUAUCCACAAGAAGGAGCUAACUGAGCUGGACAUCUACCACCGCAUCCUGCGAUUCAAGAACUACAUGGUGGCCAUGGUCAAUAAGUCACUGUUACCUGUACAGCUUCAGCUCCCCCUUCUGGGAAACCUGGUGUUCCUCACCCAGGGCCUCAAGUACAACUUUGAGCUGAUUCUCUUCUGGGGUCCGGGGUCGCUGUUCCAGAACAAAUGGAACCUGCACCCCAAGUACAAGCGAGCAGGGAACCGUCUGGAGCUGGCCCAGCAGCUGAGCCGGAUCAUUCUUCUACUAGGCGUGGCCAACCUGCUCCUCUGCCCCUUCAUCCUGGUGUGGCAGGUGCUCUACGCCUUCUUCAGCUACACCGAGAUCAUCAGGAGGGAGCCAGGGAGUCUGGGAGCACGCCGCUGGUCUAUGUUCGGCCGCCUCUACCUGCGCCACUUCAAUGAGCUGGACCACGAGCUGCACGGCAGGCUAGGCCGCGGCUACAAGCCCAUCUCCAAGUACAUGAACUCGUUCACCUCGCCGCUCCUCACCGUGCUGGCCAAGAACGUGGCGUUCUUCUCGGGCUCGGUGCUGGCCGUGCUCAUCGCACUGACCGUGUAUGAUGAGGAUGUCUUGACCGUGCAGCACAUCCUGACCGCCAUCACCGUGCUGGGAGUGGUUAUCACCAUCACCAGGUCCUUCAUCCCAGACGAACACAUGGUGUGGUGCCCGGAGCAGCUGCUGCAGUGUGUGCUUGCUCACAUCCACUACAUGCCAGACCACUGGAGGGGCAACGCCAACAAGAGCGAGACCCGGGACGAGGUGGCACAGCUGUUCCAGUACAAAGCGCUGUUUAUCCUGGAGGAGCUGCUGAGCCCCAUCGUCACGCCCUUCAUUCUCAUCUUCUUACUGAGGAACAAGUCCCUGGACAUCAUCGACUUCUUCAGGAACUUCACUGUGGAGGUAGUCGGGGUUGGAGACAUCUGCUCCUUCGCACAGAUGGACAUCCGUCGUCAUGGAAACCCUCUGUGGAUGUCUGAGGGCCAGACGGAGGCGUCUGUGUACCAGCAGGCUGAGAACGGCAAGACUGAGCUGUCUCUGAUGCACUUCACCAUCAAGAACCCCCGUUGGCAGCCCCCCCAGGAGAGCUCAGUGUUCAUCAGCCAUCUGAAGGAGAAGGUGCACCAGGAUGCCCAGGGAGGACCCCCCACCCAGCUGCUGCUCUCUGAGGCCCCGCUCUGCUCCUCACUGCUCUCCAACGGGUCCGGCAAUGAACCUGACAACCUAUUGGCAAGUGUCCUGGCCCACCCUGUGCUGACCGCGUCAGGCCUACCAGGCCGAGACCGCCGCUUCGUUCCUCCCAGCACGGCUGCCUCUGCCGCCGCCAGCGUCCUGGCCUCUCUAUCCAGCUCCCACUCUCAGCUCCCCCACGCCAGCCGCUCCCGCUCGCAUGUCCAUCUGCCUUCCACCGACCCCGACAGCACCAUGUACUGCAGUGACCGCACCAUCAUCGACAGCAUGUCAGGGAGUGAUUCUCGAAUGAAGAGCACUACAUUGCUAUCAGAGUUUGCCUCUGCUGAGAUGAGUCUCCAUGCUAUUUACAUGCAUGAGGUCCACCAACAGAACUCACUCCCCCACCAGAGGACAUUCGGCCAGUGGCAGAACCCAGUGCCAAUGAGAGAGCUAAGCAGCAACGCUGGUUCUCAGACGCACAGCGUCCACACAGCAGUCAGCCUGUCUAAUAUGCCCACCCCGCUGCGUCUGGGAGGCUGGACGGAGGAAGAGGAGGGGGAUGCAGAGGAAGAGGAAAUCCUCAACAGUGGGUCGACUCCUAAACAGGACUCUAGGAGUAGCUAUUGAAGUGCCUUAAAUAAAUGGUGUUUACACUUUCCUUUCUGGAUGAACAUUGUGGCCUUAGAUGAUCUUUUUGGAGUAUAGGAUAGAUAGGACCUUUAUGACGUCACACAGCACAGGCAGCUGGGGAACUCAUUGGAUAACCACUGUCUCCAUGCCUCUCCUCCUAUCACAUCAGGAGGUUUUGUCGUCAGGGAAACCAACUGUAUGUCUUCCGUCCCUCUCCAUGUCAUUUUUUUGUUAUAGAAUGUAUUUACAUCGCUCAUAGAGGUGUGUGUGUGUGUGUGUGUGUGUGUGUGUGUGUGUGUGUGUGUGUGUGUGUGUGUGUGUGUGUGUGUGUGUGUGUGUGUGUGUGUGUGUGUGUGUGUGUGUGUGUGUGUGUGUGUGUGUGUGUGUGUGUGUGUGUGUGUGUGCGUGCGCGCGCGCUUUGGGACUCUGGGAAAGAGUGGCAUGCACAGCUAGGAUACUUGCACGGCAGGCUUGAGCAUGGUACACAGCAAAACCUGUCACACUUUUGUUGCAUAUUCAUGUUUUUUUUAUAUAUAUAUAUAAGUUUGAUUUGUGCAUUUGGGAGGUUUACAAUAUGGGUCUGGGUUCACUUUCUCAUGGUGGAAAUGGUGUCUUUCCUGGUGCUGAAGAGACUAUGGAGUGAAGGUGUAUCAUACUAGCUGCCUGACCAUGUUCACUAUAUGAGGAAUGUUAAGUGCAAAAUUAUACAUUGGCAUAUUUGGCCCUUACUUAUUGCUUGACAUUUGUAAAUACACUUUAGCGUCUUACCUCUAUAUGAAUAUUUAAGUUUUGUUGUUUUUAGUCCUUGGGGCAAUUUUAAUCCUUGGGGAAGAUGGAAAAGUACUGAAAACAGUGACAUGAAGCAGGCUGCAACUAUACUACUGCUACUACAGAUAGGACCCCACUAGAAAAUAUGACAAAAGCCUACAGAUGCGCUAGAUUAAUUAACCACAAUUGUAAACAGGAUAAAAUCUCAUUAAAAUCUGCUGUCUGAUUUAAAUGGGCCCAAUAUUAUUAUCUUUCUUUAAUAUCCUGGGUGACUCUAAGACAGGAUUCAACAUAUAAUAACUUGAUUAUUUUGUAUCAAAGUAUCUUCCAUGUACAGUCUCCACUGGCAACAGGGCUGUUAUACUUGACAAAGGUACAUACAUCAAGAUGACAUAUUUGCAGAGGCAGUAACUACAUUGUUGUGGGUAGGUAUGAGAAUAAGCUAUGGAGGGUUGCAUAUUAUGUACAGUAAAUCAAGAAGUGUUGUUGUAUACAUUGAUUUUGCAUGUAGUGCUCAACAUUUAGUUUACAAAACACUUUCCCCUAUGUACACACAAGUGAACUUCAUUAUUAUUUUGCAAUUACAGCAAUCAGAUCUUGAGGGUUAAACCUGUUGGUUUUCUGUUCUACCUGAUAGUUAAUUGCACUCACUUGGUGUCCAGAGUCUAAAUUAGUCCCUGAUUAGAGGGUACAAUGAAAAAAUGCAGUGGAACUAACUUCGAAAUCCAGAGUUGAGAUUGAGGGUUAUAGAGGAUGAUGUGAGCUGGCCAAUCAGCGGUCUACUCAAAUUAAUAUUUUUAAUGACCGGUAUUCACCCACACCAUUCUGUUGUUGGGGUAUGCCCACACCAUUCUGUUGUUGAGGUAUGCCCACACCAUUCCAACACAGAAUAGCAUUCUUUUUAUAAAAAUAAUUUUACAUUCUUCAUUCAAAAACUGUGGAAGGAAAACAACUAUUUCUCUCACAUUGUAAUUCAUUAUAUGUCAUAUUUCAUAGAAAUCUGGUAACUGGACAGUUACUUUAAUAUAUUUAAUUUAGUAUUUAUUGUUGAAAAAUAAUCUUUAUAGUAAAUACAUUCAUACCAAAUAUGAUUGGGAUCUAAUGUUAAUAACGGAAUGUCUUAACAGAAAUCUUGAAGGCACCCAUGUAAAUCUAACUUGUUUUCCUUAAUGUAUGUCUCAUACAACAUUGAACAAAACUGAUUUAAAAAUAUAUAUAUUUUUGUUGAAUUGCUUUUGACAAAACAUAUUUGGAUAUGCAACUUUGAAAUGAAACAAUCCUUCAUGUUGCUGGUUUCAUCAGUACAGUACAACUCAAAGGAGAGCACACUUGUUUGCAUGUAAAAUGCUGAAUUCCCUAGAAAUACGUGGCAUGAUGUAUUCAUUGGUACUGUAGCCAGAACAGUUUAUUGAAACAUUAUACUAAAGCUCCAUUACUGCUACAAUAACCUAGUCCACACCUAUAUGUAUAUCUCUGUAUCCUCCACAACAUUUUAGUCAUUUAGCAGCUGCUCUUAUCCAGAGUGACUUACAGUAGUGAGUGUAUUCAUUUUUGUUUUGGUCCCCCGGUGGGAAUCAAACCCACAGCCCUGGCAUUGCAAGCACCAUGCUCUACCAACUGAGCCAAACAGGACCACUAUUGUAAGACUAGAGAGUAUAUGUGUUUGACGACUUUUUCCCUUCAUUUAGUUUUUUUUUUCAUUUGUGUUUUGAAGUGGUGUGGAUGUAGACAUCAACCUAACUAUGCUAAGCUAACGUUGACUCAAAAGUUUUGCACUGAUUGAAAAUAAAAAUGAUAUUGCUAGAGACCUGCAUCAAACUAUAUUUUCGAUCAAGCCGAGGUCUCAAAGGAACAGUGAGUGGAACUCCCUUCCUGAAUGGCCUCUCUCACUAUAUAUAAUAACCAUAUGUAGGAUUGUUAUCAUCCAUACCGUGGGCCUAUCACAGACCUGGUUGUUGUUACCUCUGGUCAGCAAAAGUUCACCAAUUAGUGGGGAAUGUCUGUCAAUGUUUUAAGUAACAUUAUAGGCCUAGUCAAUGCCACAUAUGGUAUUGCUGUUGGUGUUCCAUUUGUUUUACUGAUGUAAUGAGUUUUAGGGGAGACGUGGUAGUUCAUGAGUCUUGCCAGUUUCCAUAGCUAGAUUGCACUGCCUCUCCCUAUCUUUUUUUAUUUGAUUAUUUUGCUUUAUUUUGAGCAGUGCCUUAGGGUUAGCUUUAGUUCUUAUUAGAAACCAUUGAAACCGUCAGAGCUCAUUUUACUUUGUAUUUUAGCAGCACAUAAUGUACAGUAUUUCUUUUGGCAGGACUGUCAUGUUUUGGCACCAAGUAUACAGUGGGACUUGUAUUCUAAUAUUGUUGAUGAGUCCUGAGUAAAAUGAACUACAACAGACUGAUAUUUGACAUCAAAGUAGUCAAAUCACUUUCACCUGAUGACAGAAUUAAUCUGAUCAAAGUGUUUUGUUCUGUACUGUCUGCCUCCCCAGUCCAAAAGAAUCAGUUGGGGAGGGGAAAUGUUCUAUACCCUUUUCAUUUAUGUUUAAUUAUUAUUUAAUCCCAUCCUUAAGGCUCCCCAUUCAAUAUCAUUGCUUCUUAUCCACUACAAACCAGUCCCCCCCAAAAAAAACAUGUUGACUGGUACAAGGUGCUACGUUUUCAUAUUCUUAGUGUUGAAUAGAUUUUGAGCCAUCUAUUCUUUGUUGCUUAGGUUUGUUCUUUUUGUUUGUUUUGUUUAAUUUAAGAAACACUAGCUGAGAAUGAACAAUGCCAAAAUAACUUGUUUUCAGCAAAGCUUUAUCAUACACAUUUUAUUUGUUUUCUGUAACCGAAUAGGCAAAGGAAUUCUUAUUGUGUGUAUUUAAUCAUUGAAGUGUGUCCCAAGAUCUAAUGUUCUUGAUUUGAAAUAAAACAUGUAAUAUACAUUCUG